Messenger RNA from Alosa sapidissima (American shad), 6910 nucleotides. RefSeq names its product unc-5 netrin receptor A (gene unc5a). Gene Ontology annotation, biological process: anterior/posterior axon guidance; netrin-activated signaling pathway. Gene Ontology annotation, molecular function: protein binding; netrin receptor activity. The record is from RefSeq and is a predicted model, not a curated record. Lineage: Eukaryota; Metazoa; Chordata; Actinopteri; Clupeiformes; Clupeidae. Gene Ontology annotation, cellular component: membrane.
AUGUCUGAAUGCCGACAGGGGGAUCUCGCAGGAACGCCUCAGCCAGAGAAGACCGGCCGAAGCCAGCCCUCCGUCUUUGUGUCCGUUCAGCAGGAUGGUUCUGUUCCUCCCAUGCCUUGCUGUCAAAAUAUGGUGUUAAAGGCCAUAGCUGGAAAGUUCUGGACUGGCACAGUGUUAUUCAAACUUAAACGCAAGGUGAUAAAACAUGAUGUCGUUACACCUGGGUCCCUUUGUCCGUUGGAGAUUCAGAGUAAUGCUCGCAUACAGCUGGAUCCUUUCCAUCGGAUUUACCUGCAUUGGCGCAGAGCACGCCGCCGCCCCGUGACUCACGCGGUCCCCGCAGCCUUCUCGGACCUGCUGCCGCACUUCCUGGUGGAGCCGGACGACGUGUACAUCGUGAAGAACAAGCCGGUGACCCUCACGUGCCGCUCCACGCCCGCCACGCAGAUCUACUUCAAGUGCAACGGCGAGUGGGUGCACCAGGACGACCACGUCAUCGAGCACACCAUCGACCCGGCCACAGGACUGCCCAUCAUGCAGGUGAUGAUUGAUAUCACUCGACAGCAGGUGGAGAAGAUAUUUGGCCUGGAGGAUUACUGGUGUCAGUGUGUUGCCUGGAGCACCACGGGAACCCAGAAGAGCCAAAAGGCAUAUGUGCGGAUUGCAUAUCUGAGGAAGAACUUUGAAGAGGAGCCGCUGGGCAAAGAGGUGGCGCUGGACCAGGAGGUGCUGUUGCGAUGCCACCCCCCGGAGGGUGUGCCAGUCGCCGAGGUGGAGUGGCAGCGGAACGAUGAAGUGCUGGACCCGAAGAUGGACCCCAACUUCUUCAUCACGUCCGACCACAACCUCAUCAUCAAGCAGGCGCGCCUGGCCGACACGGGCAACUACACCUGCGUGGCCAAGAACAUCGUGGCCCGCCGCAAGAGCUCCUCCGCCAUAGUCAUCGUCUACGUGAAUGGCGGCUGGUCCACGUGGUCCACGUGGUCAGCGUGCAGUGCCGUGUGCGGCCGGGGCUGGCAGAAGAGGAGCCGCAGCUGCACUAACCCACCCCCCCUCAACGGAGGCAGCUCCUGCGAGGGGCAGAGCGUCCAGAAAAGCGCCUGCACCGCCACCUGUCCAGUGGAUGGUGGCUGGAGCGAGUGGAGCAAGUGGUCGGUGUGUGGAGCCGACUGCGCGAUGUGGCGGAGCCGCGAGUGCACCCAGCCCACGCCCGGCACCGGCGGCAAGGACUGCCAGGGCAUCGACCUCCAGUCCCUCAACUGCACCAGCGAGCAAUGCCCGCAGACGGUGUCUGGAGCGGAGGACGUGGCGCUCUACGUGGGCAUGGUGGCGGUGGCGCUGUGCCUGACGCUGCUGCUCAUCGUGGUGGUGCUGGUGUACCGGCGACGGAAGGGCGGCCUGGACGCCGAUGUGGCCGACUCGUCCAUCCUCACCACUGGCUUCCAGCCCAUGGGCGUCAAGCCCACCAAGCCAGGUGUGUGGGCUCCACACAGGCCGCCCCGCAGCAAGAAUUCCCACUUGCUGACCAUCCAUCCGGACCUGACCACCACUACUACCAGCUACCAGGGCACCCUGCGCUCGCGGCACGACGCCACCAUGGCAACCAUGGGCAAGUUCUCCAUGAGCAACGGGCCCCUCCUGGAGCCACUGCCCAACGGCUCCCACACGCUGCACAAUGGCAAGCUGCCCGCCGACCCCGACGACUUCAUGAGCCGCCUGUCCACGCAGACCUACUUCAAAACGCUGCCCCGCGACACCGCCAACACCUCCUACGGCACGUUCAACUUCCUGGGAGGCCGACUAACGCUCCCAAACACAGGAAUCAGUCUGCUCAUCCCUCCUGAGGCCAUCCCGAGAGGGAAGAUCUACGAGAUCUAUCUGACCGUUCAGAAGAAGGAAGAUUUAAGACUGCCCCUCGCUGGCGGCCAGACGCUGCUGGGCCCGGUGGUGAGCUGCGGGCCGCCCGGCGUGAUGCUGACCCGGCCCGUGAUCCUCAGCAUGGACCACUGCUCUGACGCCGUCCCCGAGAACUGGGCCGUCCGGCUGAAGAAGCAGACGUACGAGGGCGCUUGGGAGGACGUGCUGGUGCUGGGGGAGGAGCUGGCGUCAGAGCCCUACUACUGCCAGCUGGAGACGGACACGUGCCGCCUGUUCACGGAGCACCUGGGCCGCCUGGCGCUCGUGGGCGAGUCGCUCAGCAUGGUCGCCGCCAAGCGCCUCAAACUGGUGCUGUUCGCACCGGCCUACUGCGCCACACUCGAGUACAGCAUCCGCGUCUACUGCAUGGACGACACGCAGGACGUCUUCACGGAGGUAAUGCAGAUGGAGAAACAGCUGGGGGGUCGGCUGAUCGACGAGCCCCGCGUCCUGCUCUUCAAAGACAGCUACCACAACCUGCGCCUGUCCAUCCAUGACUUGCCCCAAGCCCAGUGGAGGAGUAAGCUGCUUGCCGGCUACCAGGAGAUUCCGUUCUACCACAUCUGGAGCGGCUCCCAGCGCAGCCUGCACUGCACCUUCACUCUGGAGCGCCUGAGCCUCAGCACCUGCGAUCUCACCGGCCAGCUGUGCGUCUGGCAGGUGGAGGGGGAGGGACAGAGCUUCAGCCUGGACUUCAACAUCGCCAAGGACAACCGGACCCUGGAUUACGAGUCUUUGCUGAUGGACAACAGCACCCCGGCCCUGGCCGGCCCCAGCGCGUUCCAGAUCCCUUACCUCAUCCGGCAGAAGAUUUGCAGCAGCCUGGACGCCCCCUGCCCCAACGGAGCCGACUGGAGGCUACUGGCCCAGAGGCUGAAACUCGACAGGCACAUGAGCUUCUUUGCGACCAAGCCGAGCCCCACCUCUGUGAUCCUGGACUUGUGGGAGUCGCAGCACUUCCACAGCGGCAACCUCAACCAGCUGGCCGCCGUCAUGGCCGAGAUCGGCAAGCAGGAGGCCAUGAUUUUCCUGGUGUCGGACGGCGAGUGCUAACCCCGAUUAGCGGCGACCGCAAACAGUGAAUAUACAUAUACACACACAAACACAAAGCGACCGCAACAGUGGUUACAGACACAUACGCACAUGCGCAGACAAACACACACACACACACACACACACACACAGUGACUGCAACAGUGGACACACGCGCGCGCACACACACACACACACACUCCCACACACAAACACACACACUGGUUUGGGACUGAGGGGGGUGUCAGGAGCUCUGACACCUCCUCGUCACCUCCUCCUCGCCUGUAGGAGGAGCCAAAAUGAACACCCCCUUCAGACGGAGUAGCACUGACUGUACUGAGCCGCUGAAGUCCAUUCCCUCAUACCGAGAGAUGAGUCCACUCCCCCAGCCUGUGUGCGCCGGCUUACAAGAGCCCAGCGUGUCCAUCUUUUUGGCCUAUGAGAGUCCAGCGUGUCCAUCUUUUGGUGUUUUGUGAGCAAAGUCGAGCAAGGGGAAAAAUGAGAGCUUUCCGCAAAGAUCCACAAUUAGAUGUUUGGUUGCCAUGGGAGGGGGAUGGGGGGGAGGCAGAGCGCGACAUGGUGUGAUUGGUUCACUGCCACAGGAAGUAGAAGGAAAGUCAAAUUGAGCAUUUUUAUUUCUGUGGUAUUUUAUUUUGUUGUUUCUUCUGCUAUUCCUCAUACAAUCAAUUUGCCCAAUACCUUUUUCAUGAGUGAUUCUGCAUUGUUUAGGAAGGAAAUCAAGGAUAAAAUGAUGGCAGCAUGGCAGGAGGUAAAAUGAACAAAAGUUCAAGAUGAUUAAAAAGUGACUUUUAUGUGUAUAUAUUUUAAAAUGCAAUAUGUAGAAAUGGGCCUAAACUGUGUUGACUCCCACGAUGAGUCACACACAAGUAACCAAAUUAGGAUGGAUCAGAUUUAAGGAUGGUUGGAAAAAAAGGUAUUAAAAAAAGAAUACUGCCCAAUACCAGUUCAGGUGUCUCUCCUUGGCUCUAUGCGAUGGAGUGACGAAAGGAACAGCCAUAUUUAUAAUGGAAAGCCACUUUAUGCAAUUUGCUGUGCGGGAGAUCUGCAGGAGAGGCCAUGUCAAAGAACGCUGGCCGAUUCACACCAGAUGUGUCGGGAGUCUGCCUGCCACUUGGACAAGGCUUGGGUUAGAUAUUCUCUUUGUUGUUGCUAGUCAGUUUGUCUGUAAUGUUGAAAAAAAUGCUUUAAAGUGAGUUUAGUCACCCAUUCAAGUCUAUUUUCCAGGUGCAAGGUGUAGCUGUUGACCCGUCUUUGUGACUUCAGUGCGAAGCACAAAAUUCAACUUAAUUGGCUAGAGAAUUUAAAUAUGCUGUGUCAUCCAGGGGAAAAAUUGACCAUCUAGCAUAGUUGCAAAUCAAAGAUGGAUUAUCCAUCCGUAAUAUUUGUCUGUCAGUACAGUAGACAAAAGCAAACAGCUCACACUGCAUAUCGGAAGCAAAAUGGCACAUUGCUGAAUGCUUUCUUUUCUGUUGAUAAUAUAAUGUGUCGUGAUGGUUCUCUUUUUUAUAUGUAAGCCGUCCGGCUAUAGGGCAUUCAAUGUAUGUGUGUGUGAAAGCUCAUACAUUUUCCAAAUGUAUCUCCAGAAGCAAAUUAUUUUUGAUAGCAUUAUUUCUGUGAGGAUAAUGGAUGUUUUACCGCAGGUUAUGGCAGGCACCACUAAGAGAGAGGUAUAUUUCCUCUUUAAAUCAAUAAGGCAGAGGAAUGACUAACAUUGUGUGAAAACCAUAGAAGAGAUUGCGGUGAGCAAUUUGUGUCCAAUAAUGGCUUAUUAGGUUCAAAAUGUGAACCUAGCCACGCUUAAAGGGACACUCCUCAAAAAACCUGGUUCUCUGGUUCUAGAGAAUAGUUUGGUGUUCUAGGUUUUAUUUCACACCUAACUCUAUGGAGUUCUGCUUCACUGUAAGGGUUCUAGGGUUCCUUCUGCCUCCACAAAUGUCUGUCUGAGUGUCUUUGCUGAAUCCGUGAAUGUGGAGAUGUUUCGAGGGUCAGCCGGAGGCUUCAGAGGAGAAUAGUUAAGGCUGUGAGAAAAAAAAUCCAAGAGGGAAUUCUUGCUCUCUCUCUCUCUCCAGAAACUCUGGAGGUCAAGUGGGUGGAGAGGACAUGUUUCUCAAAAGAUCCUUCCCAGUACGCAGUCUCACACAGAAUGAAAGGCUGUUCACAGGGCAUAACUAACCGUCUAAUUAAAUUAAUGGCCAUAUGCUUCAGGCAUUUCCGAGUUGUUCAGAUUCAUAUUAUCAGUCUUUGUGUUCAAAUCAGCACUGUCAUUCUAGCGAUUUGUGAUAUAAUAGUUCCUCUAAACUGCCUUUGGAAUGAGUUCCUUUGUAUCAAGAACAAAAUGUUCAUGUAUACCCUAGUACCCACGAGUGGCACUGACUACCAAAGUUAUAAAUAUGUAUCAACACACACAUACACACACACUAUUUACAUGUUUUUUUUAUCAUUUUAUUUUCCAUUGCCUUUUAAAGACAUUUCUGUCAGGUUCAUAAUAUCACUUGUGUAAUGCCAUCCCACACAUCUUCAGAUCAUGCAGGAUUAUUUACCGUGACUAAUAAAUCGCAUUUGUCAUUCUAACCAGAGACAACACUCAAUCUGUUUUAUUAUAGCACUUUGUAAAGUAAAUGUACAUGAUUUUAAUAUGGACCCAAAAAAGACAGACUGCUGGCGUAACAUUUGUCAAUCGUAUAACCUGUGACGUGUUUGCCUACUGUUCAUUGGUUAUAUAGCAUUAAACAAAUACUUUUUCUGCGGUGUUUAAGGUUUAGACUGUUUGCCAGAAGCUUGUAUACUUUGUUUUGUUUUUUGUUUUUGUCCUGAUGCUGUGUACGUAUGUUUGUACAGUUUUGAGCUCAUGACUUGACAAGUAACUAACGUAUCACGCCUACACAUGUUGACAGUUGGAGAAAGACACCCCAGUUAAAACACAUCUGUCCAAGAAGACUGUAGUAUGGUGUCGAGAAGAAUAACAUUGCUUCCGUACACACAGUAUCCAUACGUCCAUUACACAGGUCUCAGGUAGUCUCCCCUGACCACAGGACAUCCCACAGGAAGAGCAGGAGUGUCUCAUUCGUCACUUUGACUUGUCCUAUCAAGCACUACUACUGUAUUAGCUUCUUCUUUGACUACUGUGCGUGUGUCCAUUCUUGUUCACUAACACACAAGCCCUGUCGUGCAUUAUUCCACACUGGACACAGCAUUAUCAUCGCAGCCUACUGUUACUUGCAGAGAGAUGGUAUAGCAGCCAAAUUUCCCCCACACACAAAAAAGUGUUCCCUUGUUGGCACAUAAGCAGUUAGUAGCUCACUCCUGAUAAAACCCAGAGAAGCUAACGCUUUUCCCCGAUGACUGGGCUUUCUUUUCUCAGCUUCAUGCAUAGUUGUUCUGUCGUCAGCUGACAUAUGUUCAGUGUGUGUGUGUGUGUGUGUGAGUGAGUGUGUCAGUAUGAAUGUAUGUAUGUAUGUAUGUGGGUGUGCUUCUACUUUUUGCUCUGACGGUUGUUUUGUUACUUUUCACUUUUUUUUUUUCAAAACUGAGAACAAUAGAAUUGUGUACCUGUGAAUGUUUUAAUUGAAUUUCUUUAUUCAAUGUUUCUUGCCUUUCUGCAAGUCAAAAAUGCUGUACUUAUAACAUGACACAGCGCUUAUGCAAUUGUAUAAUUAUUUUCUUUAGUUAUAAUUAUUUAUUCUUUUUUUUUUACUUUUCCUUAUUCUAUCAAUGUAAAUUGUCGUCAACAAUUUUGUGGAAAUGGGACACCUUCUAUCCUUGAAGGUUCUCUGUACUUUUUGGACAAUGAUAUGGAUUUGUGGGUAGAAUUUUGGAAAUUGGUUUCUAAGUGCUUUCAAGUCUUUACUUGGCCUUAUGUACAUAUAUAUCUAUGAAAUUUCAGAAAGGUAUGUAUAGUAAUUCAACCUGAAAUGGAUGUAAAUAAAUUAUAUAUUGUUAA